AUGGAUGAAGGGAAUAUGGAGAGUCAACUAGAUCUCUAUGGUUCUGAAUUACCGAAUAGCAUAAAUUGUUCUGGUUUGCCUCCACAUAAAUUAAUACUCAAGAUUGGUGUUCCGGUGAUGUUACUGAGGAGUAUUGACCAAUCCAGUGGUCUUUGUAAUGGUACAAGGCUACAAGUUAGGAAGCUUGGAAAUCAUGUCAUAGAAUGUGAAGUCUUAACGGGUAACAAUGUUGGUCAUAUUGCUUUGAUUCCAAGAAUGAAUAUGGUACCAACAAAUGAAACCGUCCCAGUUAGAUUCCAACGAAGACAGUUUCCCAUAAUAGUAUCGUUUGCCAUGACAAUUAAUAAGUUCCAGGGACAAACUUUAUCUCAUAUUGGAUUGUACUUGCCCAAACCAGUUUUUACACAUGGCCAACUAUAUGUGGCACUUUCAAGAGUUAAGAGUAAGAGAGGUUUAAAAGUUUUACUUAUGAAUCACGUAGGAAUGUCUGCAAAUUCAACUAUCAAUGUUGUUUAUAGAGAAGUCUUUGAAAAAAUAGUAUUCUAA
Messenger RNA from Arachis duranensis, 546 nucleotides. RefSeq lists its product as uncharacterized. Lineage: Eukaryota; Viridiplantae; Streptophyta; Magnoliopsida; Fabales; Fabaceae. Bases 1 to 546 code for a protein of 181 amino acids. The record is from RefSeq and is a predicted model, not a curated record. The transcript has a single exon.